Molecule: messenger RNA, 1266 nt
Organism: Uncinocarpus reesii 1704
Lineage: Eukaryota; Fungi; Ascomycota; Eurotiomycetes; Onygenales; Onygenaceae
Product: 3-deoxy-7-phosphoheptulonate synthase
Exons: 3
Coding region: 1-1266 (421 amino acids)
Biological process (GO): aromatic amino acid biosynthetic process
Cellular component (GO): cytoplasm
Molecular function (GO): 3-deoxy-7-phosphoheptulonate synthase activity
Source: RefSeq, a predicted model, not a curated record
AUGACACCAGCACCUAUAAUCGCGGCUCAGCCAUUGUUAGCAAAUGACGCUGCUGUACCGAAGACAAAAAUUCCACCCUCCGCAACCCUGCCAUUGGACUUGACACGAUGGCGGGUUCGCCAGUCAUGGGCCAUGGCAAUGGAACGACUGAUGCGUGAAGGCGGUAAUGGAGCCUGGAAGGAGGAACACUCCGGGGAGCUAUCCAAUGACAGAGUGUUGGGCAUGAAUCCGCUCUUACCACCGGGGCUCCUCAAAGCUGAGAUUCCAAUGUGUGAUAAAUCUUUCCAGACAGUAUCCAAGGCUCAGAGAGAAGUUGCCAACAUUGUAAACAAGAGGGACGAUCGCCUUCUAGUUCUAGUUGGACCCUGCUCUAUCCAUGACCCUGAUGCGGCCCUUGAAUAUGGAAUGAGACUUAAAGAUAUUGCCGACCGUCAUUCCCAAGAUCUGUGUAUCAUUAUGCGUGCUUAUCUGGAGAAACCCCGGACGACUGUCGGAUGGAAAGGGCUCGUCAAUGAUCCGGAUAUCGACGGGUCCUGUGACUUGAACCACGGUCUCAGGGUAUCGCGGAGCUUGUACUCCGCUUUGACCGGGGUUGCUGGCAUUCCCAUCGCGGGAGAAAUAUUGGAGACGGCUUUGCCCCCUUAUCUUGCCGAAUUUAUGUCUCUAGGGGCUAUUGGGGCCCGCACAACUGAGUCACAACCCCACCGGCAGAUUGCCUCUUCCAUGCCCUUCCCUAUUGGAUUCAAAAACGGUACGGACGGUAGUCUUACGGAAGCUAUCAAUUCCAUAACUAGUGCCGCGAGCAGUCACAGUUUUGCCGGAGGGAUUGCCGAUAACGGGUGGACUCAAAUUGUUCGGUCAAGUGGUAAUACAGACUGCUUUUUGAUACUGCGUGGGGGCUCAUCAGGUCCAAAUUAUCACGACAAAGACGUUCGGGUAGCUCAGGACCUUCUCAGCGCACAAGGCCAUCGCACUGGAAUCAUGAUUGAUUGCUCACAUGGUAAUUCCGAAAAGAACUAUAAGAGGCAGCCGCUGGUCGCGCGAGAUGUUGGAGCCCAACUUCGUGCCGGCCAAGAAGCUAUCAUCGGCGUGAUGAUCGAGUCGAAUUUGCAUGAGGGUAAGCAAGGCAUUCCGAACGAAGGUCCGGAGGGUCUCCAACGCGGUGUUAGUGUCACAGACGGCUGCAUAGGAUGGAAUACGACAGUGGAUUGCCUGGAGCAGCUGGCUGAAGCCGUCCAGGUACGUCGAGCGGUCACGAAAUCUUGA